Brienomyrus brachyistius is the source of this 2670-nucleotide messenger RNA. Its product is annotated as formin-like. Gene Ontology annotation, biological process: cortical actin cytoskeleton organization; actin nucleation; actin filament network formation. The coding region runs from base 1 to 2670 and encodes 889 amino acids. Gene Ontology annotation, cellular component: cytoskeleton; cytoplasm; actin filament. NCBI's taxonomy places the organism in Eukaryota, Metazoa, Chordata, Actinopteri, Osteoglossiformes, Mormyridae. The record is from RefSeq and is a predicted model, not a curated record. The transcript is spliced from 17 exons. Gene Ontology annotation, molecular function: microtubule binding; actin filament binding.
AUGGCCUCCAAAACUGAAAUUGAUAAAGACUUGUCCCUAGCCGUUCCUGGGUUGGAGACUCUGUCUCCUGUAAGUCCUAUACAGAAAUCCUUACCACCAGCUACCUUAUCCAAUGGACUUCGGACCCAGACAGAGAGGGCACUGGUGAAGGGGAGAGAGAAGAGUCCUGAGAUGAAACAGGAAAAUCUCAGAUGGAAAAAACCAAUUGGAAUUAAUUCCUCAAAAAAGCUUAGGAGAGGUUGGGAGCCCAGAGCACAAUUAGAGCCCAAGGGUCGCUUUCUAGAACAGCUCAUCCAACUCUUCAGCCUGGAUGAAAAGAGAAACAUGGAAAAAGAACAUGAUGAUAAUAAGCUUGAAAAGGGAAUUACGGAAGAGGACAGGAAGUCUGCUGUCAGGCCAGAGGACAGCCAGAAGGCCACGAGUGAGGCACUUGAUGCCUUCAAAACAUUCUUUACCCCCAAAGAGCUAAAAGUGGACAGUGCAGAUCGUAUGGGUCUAGAAGCAAUGAGGAAGAAGAUGAAAGCUGACAUGGAGAAGCUGAAGUCCUUCUUUGAGAAACCAUAUGGCAGGACUGUUGCAGCUUCAGAUACAAAAUCUCUGGCCACCUCCUCCAGGGAACAGAGCAUGCCUGGGCGGCUGCAAACUGUGUGGCCCCCAGUCAGGUCACAGGAUAAUGAUGUGAGGCUGGGCCUUAGAUACACUGAAGCAGAACAUCAGACUGCCCUUUUACAGCUGAAGAGAGAGUGUAAGGAAGAAAUGGAACAGCUGAGAGCUGGCUAUGAACUGCAAAGGUCACAGCUGCAAGAUGAACAUGCAGACUCAAAGUCACGGCUGGUGGAGACCAUUACAGAGCUGCAGGCAAGGUUGGCCAUAAACACACUCAAAGACUUUAAAGAGAUGAGGGAGGUGGCUGUGCUGACACAGGACAGCUUUCCGCCCAAGACUUUCCACAACGUGUGGAUACAGACUGACCUGGGAGAUUUUACCCCAAACCCAGAUGAUGAAAAUUCUAGUACAUCUCGAAGUCCGAAGAAACUCAACCAUAUUUCCAUCAAAGAAAGCCUACAGGGAAAGAAUGAGUAUGCUGUAGAUCUGCUAUCACCUUCUGCAUCAGCAUCAUCUUCUCAGCCACCGUUGUCAAAUUCCAUCAGUCCCCCCUUGCCCUUACUACCUCCACCACCAUCUUCUGGAGCUUGCCCAGAUGCAGGGCACCCAUCUUCUUUUCAGUUUGUGCCACCACCACCCCCUCCACUUCCCACCUUCGGUUUAGCAUCCUCUCCACCUAUGCCUGAGCUUCCUGGUGCAGAUCAUUCCUCCAAUCACUUGGUGGAUUAUGUCCCCAGAAAGCCAGUGGUGGAGCCAACUCAGCCCAUGAAGCCCCUGUACUGGACCAGGAUUCAAAUCCAGGCCAAUAAGAAUAACACACUAUGGAGUUCACUUGAAGAACCACCAAUUCUCAACACUAAAGAAUUUGAGGACCUUUUCUGCAAGAGCAUAAUGCAGCCAAAGAAGAAAUCACUGUGUAAGAGUUAUGAAGAGGGUCCCAAGGUGAAAAAGACUGUGAAACUUCUUCAAAGCAGUCGAUCACAGACAGUGGGCAUUCUCAUUUCUAGCCUGCAUCUGGAGAUGAAGGACAUUCAGCAAGCUGUUUUAAUGUUAGACAACUCUGUUGUGGACCUGGGGACAAUUGAGGCUUUAUAUGAAAUUAGGGCUCAGAAUGACGAGCUAGAAAAGAUUCGGGAAUACAUCCGAUCCUGCAAAGAAGAUGAUCGCAGGCUUCUGGACAAACCGGAACAGUUCCUGUAUGAGUUGUCUCAGAUUCCUGACUUCUCAGACCGGGCCAGCUGCAUGAUAUUCCAGUCUACAUUCCUAGAUGUGGUGACUUCAGUACAUUGCAAAGUGGAUGUUAUUUCCCGUGUCUGCAAGGAGUUGCUGGAGCGUGGCAGUGUGAAGCAGAUCAUAGGCCUGGUCCUGGCCUUUGGCAACCACAUGAAUGGGGGGAACCACUACAGAGGCCAGGCUGAUGGCUUUAGCCUGGAGAUCCUGCCCCGGCUCAAGGAUGUCAAGAGCAAAGACAAUUGCAUCAGUUUGGUGGGUUAUGUCAGCUCAUACUACCUGCGCAACAAGACUGAUUGUGGAGACAGCAAUGACUUCCCACUUCCAGAACCCCAUGACCUCUUCCUGGCUGCUCAAGUCAGCUUCAGCGACCUUUUCUCAGACCUCCAGAGCCUGAAAAACAAACUGGCUGCUUGUGAAAAAGAUGUUCAGAAGGUGUGCAGAAGUACAUUGGUGGAACACCUCCAACCAUUUAAGGACAAAAUGGAGGCUUUUGUAUUGAAAGCAAACAUGGAACUUAAUGAAUUAAACAACCGUCUGACAUCAGCACAGCAAAGCUUUCAGGAAGUGGUGAGCUACUUUGACCUGAAGUCCACCUUGGGGGAGAAGGAGGUGACACCCAACUUUAUCUUCAUGCUGUGGUUUGAGUUCAGCAAUGACGUCAAGAAAGCAUGGGAAAAGGAGAAAAAGCGGUUAUGCUUGGAGAAGUUUAAAGAGGCACAGCUGUCUGUCAGGAAGAUCAUAGCUGAGAAGAAGGUGGAAACCAGGGAGGUCGCCCCCAGCGGUUUGAAACAAAGGCUUCGCCAAAAGGAAGCAAAUAUGUUCUUGGAAUGA